Molecule: messenger RNA, 2466 nt
Organism: Helianthus annuus (common sunflower)
Lineage: Eukaryota; Viridiplantae; Streptophyta; Magnoliopsida; Asterales; Asteraceae
Product: phospholipid--sterol O-acyltransferase
Exons: 14
Coding region: 187-2073 (628 amino acids)
Biological process (GO): lipid metabolic process
Cellular component (GO): cytoplasm
Source: RefSeq, a predicted model, not a curated record
AAAAAUGUAAUCAAUAAACAUAAACAACAAUUUAAAAAAAAAAAAAAGAAAAAAAAUCAAACAAUCCAUGCUUCCAGUUCCCCGGCGGCGACGAAAAGUCAGUCAGUCUCCUCCGAUGAAAUUAUAAAAAUCAUUCAAAUCCCCAACUAACUAACCUAACCCUCCCGACGGACGGAGUAAGGGCGAAUGAGAGGCGGUUUCAAGUUGAUCGCCGUGGUGCUGGUUAUCGCGGGUGGCGUCGUGAACGGUAGCCAGUUGAAAGGCGAUUACUCCAAGUUAUCGGGGAUAAUAAUACCAGGUUUUGCGUCUACUCAGCUUCGAGCAUGGUCUAUUUUGGAUUGCCCUUUCUCUCCUCUUGAUUUCAAUCCUCUCGAUUUGGUCUGGCUCGAUACCACCAAAUGUCUUUCUGCAAUGAAUUGCUGGCUUAAGUGCAUGAUGUUGGAUCCUUACAACCAAACCGAUCACUCUGAAUGCAAAUCCCGACCAGAUAGUGGCCUUUCCGCCAUCACAGAGCUUGACCCAGGGUAUAUAACAGGCCCACUUUCAUCAGUGUGGAAGGAAUGGAUUAAAUGGUGCAUUGAAUUUGGGAUCGAGGCAAACGCUAUUCUUGCCGUUCCAUAUGAUUGGAGACUGUCACCGUCAAAGCUCGAGGAGCGGGAUUUGUACUUCCACAAGCUCAAAGUUACAUUCGAAAUAGCACUUAAACAUCGUGGUGGUCCGUCCAUUGUAUUCGCCCAUUCACUGGGUAACAACGUUUUUCGGUACUUUUUAGAGUGGUUGAAGCUAGAAAUUUCCCCCAAACGAUAUAUCCAGUGGCUAGAUGAUCAUAUUCAUGCCUACUUUGCUGUUGGAGCUCCUCUUCUUGGUUCAGUUCAAACUGUAGAAGCAACACUAUCUGGUUCCACUUUUGGUCUUCCUAUACCCGAGGGGACAGCCCGAUUGAUGUUCAAUUCAUUUGGCUCUUCACUAUGGAUGUCGCCGUUUUCAGAGCAUUGUACAAGUGAAAAGGUGUACUCAAAGCAUUUUUCCGGUGGGCGCAGAAAAAAACACAGUGUAUAUCAGUGUGAUGACCUUGAAUAUCGGUUAAACUAUUCUGGUUUUCCAACAAACAUAAUCAAUAUUGAGAUCCCGUCUGUUGUAGCAGAAGCUUAUCCGUCCUUUGGAGAUAAAAUGCAAGCAAAUUUAUCUAACAUGGAAUGCGGGGUACCCACUCAGCUAUCGUUUUCUGCUCGUGAGAUAGCAGACGGGACGUUUUUUAAAGCGAUUGAGGAUUAUGAUCCCGAUAGCAAAAGGCUUCUUCACCAAUUAGACAAGUUAUAUCAUAAUGAUCCCGUUAUAAAUCCGCUGACACCUUGGGAGAGACCACCUUUGAAAAACAUCUUUUGUAUAUAUGGAGUAGAUUCAAGAACCGAGGUUGGUUACUAUUUUGCACCAAGUGGCAAGCCUUAUCCCGACAACUGGAUUAUGACCGAUGUUGUUUAUGAGUUUGAAGGAUCUUUGUAUACCAGGUCUGGGAAUUUGAUUGAAGGAAAUCCUGGGGCUGCAAGUGGUGAUGAGACGGUACCGUAUAAUUCUCUUUCUUAUUGCAAGAAUUGGCUGGGAUCUAAAGUUAACAUAACAAGAACUCCUCAGUCAGAGCAUGAAGGGGAAGACGUGCAAGUGCAUUUAGAUGUAGAACACCAUCCAGGAGCAGACAUAAUCCCGAACAUGACAAGAUCUCCUCGUGUUAAAUAUAUAACUUAUUAUGAAGAUUCUGAAAGCCUUCCAGGACAAAGGACAGCUGUUUGGGAACUUGAUAAAGCAAAUCAUAGGAACAUUGUGAGAUCCCCUAUUCUUAUGCGGGAGUUAUGGCUUGAGAUGUGGCAUGAUAUUCAUCCCGAUAAGAAAUCAAAAUUUGUUACGAAAGGUAAGCGUGGACCUUUGAGAGAUGAAGAUUGUUAUUGGGAUUAUGGGAAAGCCCGUUGUGCAUGGCCUGAGUAUUGUGAAUAUAGAUAUGUUUUUGGAGAUGUACACUUGGGUCAAAGUUGCAGGGUCAGAAGCUCUUCAGCUGAUCUCCUUCUGAGUUAUGUAUAAAAAUCUUGAGGUAGUUGAUGGUCCGGUUUUUGAUGAAUGACGGUGGUGGGAUAUGAUCCUGGAAUCAUAUCCAGGUACAUGAUAAUCCCGUUGAUGUGUCAUGAUGAACUAUACACCAUACAUACAGGAGAUUGAUGACCGUCCAGUAGAAGGCCUUUUCUUUUCUUUUGAAGCAUUUCGCCGCCAUUAGUUAUUGAAGCAUGUAUGAAGUAUCAUUCAUCAUGUUUGUCUUAAGUCGGAAUUUUGUCUAUGCGUAUUAAAAGUCAAAUAUUUGGUCAUUUUUAUUACAUACGGUGAAAGUUUGAUAGUUUGUAUACUUCGGGAUCAUCGACUUACACUUAUGAUACUAGUUAUCGUGAUGUGACUUGUACAAUAUGCUGUACACUGCUUGUA